GAGGCCCAGCCACGCAGAGCCUCUGCGCCUCUCAGACCCCAGAGAUGCCAGCCAGCCACAGGAGGAGCUCGCGGUCCAGUGGGGAGUCCAGAAAGGAAAGUAGGCUUCACCACCUGGCAUGCUGUGUGUCCUUAGACACGUGUGUGCCCUCUCUGGGCUGCGGGCAUGUGGGUGUAUCACGCAUCGGAAUAAUAAUUUAAAACACGCCUGUCGAGCGCCUGACCGUAGCCAGGCCCGUUCUCGGCACGGAGGAGAGUGGAGACUGAGGCGGACAAUUUGAGAAGAAAGAAAACGGCCUGUUUGUUCUCCACCCCCUCGUGUUAGGGAGCAAAUCCGUGCCCACUGCCAGGACAUCAAGGGUGUGAGAACGGCCACGCGCAUGACCAGGAUUCCCUGAAAAGGCCUCGCUGGCAUCCCGUCCCCGCGUGUUAAAAACCGAGAUCCCGCGUCGGGUCCAACUACUAUCGUUUUGACGGAACAAGGAGAAAAAUCCAGCGUCUCCACAUGUCUGCAGUAGCUGGACAUGCAAACGUCUCGUCAUUUCUGUUGGUGACAAAGUCACAGGUGACGUGAGCACGAAUGAGCCUUGUUCCCCGCACUAGUCAUGGGAGAAAUUGCUGAAUUUCAGUUAGAGAUUAGGGAAAAUAAAGAUAUAACCCACACACCGCCCCCCCGCGCCCCCCGUCCCCACGUAGAAAAUUUUCGUCCUUGGGAUUUCCGUUCUGAGCCCAGUAUUUUCCAGGCUUGUAUCUGUGGCAGGAGGACCGGUUAGAACUGCCUGCGCACCUGUGUCGGUCCCCGGCCCCCUGGCUGGAGCGUCGCUAUCAAGGCUGGAAAUUAACUGUUCCUGAAGGUGAUGUGCCCAGUAGCCGACCCUCCGGAAGCACUUGGUGGGGCCGGUGCGCCUGUCCCUGUGCAGAGGACACGCACGCCCUGCGGAUGUCUCUCCGUCCCUGGGGGGGGGGGGGGGCGACUGGACCGCCUGGCACCCUUUCUGUGGACGUGGAAACGGAGACUCCGAGGUGGGGGGGGGGGGGAGUUUCACAACUGUGUGCGUCACACGGUCGCCAGAGGCUUUUGGUCUUGACUUGGGAUGAGCACGUGGAGCUCUAAACAACCGCGAUUCAGAGCCGUGAGGUCAGGGCACGCUCACGGUCAAAGUAGCGGCUGGUUCUGUCUCUUUCCGAGACUCCCAGCACCAUCACUGGGACUUUGCUCGUCCACCUUCCCGCCACGGGACCGUCGGCCCUGCUGCAGAGACAACGCUGCAGCCCAGCGAAGGUCAAUCCCUUGCUCAGGGUCCCACGGCCGGAACAUAAACGGCAGAGGGCCAGACCCGGGGUGCAGAGCUCCAGGAACCACGGGGGGACACGUUGCAGUCACGCGGCGCCCAGACCCAGGGAAGGAUACCAGUGGCUCCCGGCCACUCCUUGCGCCUCCUGGCCACGAGCUCCCCCAGGCAGCCGCUGUCCCCGCGUCUGCCACCACCUUGCAGCGCCGUCUGGAUUUGAAUGUCCACGUGUGUCACCUUAACCGUCUGUCCUCACGGCCCCGCAGUCAAAGAGCGGCUGCUGCUUCUGUUCCCAUUUUACACGCGACGAAAUGGAGCUCCCUCCCUGCAGCAACGUAGUCGCGAAGGGCCUGGGGUCUCGUGGAGGUAGGACCCCCAACCUGGAGCCUCUCCCUGGGGCUGGCCCUGUGCACCUGCUGCCCAGAUGUCGACCAGGCCUGGGUUUCCGCUGUGGGGCUCAGGGUCACGCGAGGGAUUCACGGAUGAGCAGGUAUCCUGUACCCUAACCUCCUCCUGGCCCUUCCAGGGGGCCCGUCUACACCAGAGGCCCCUCGGCUCCCAGACAUGAGCCUCCGGCAAAGACCCUCCUCAUCCCUCUGCUGGCGAGCAGCGUCUCUCCCCAGGGAACCUGCCCGCUCCAGGGCCUCCCCCUGGGCAAGGCUCCUGCGGCCCCCGCCCCUGUCCCUACCCCCAUCUGAGUGGUGCGAGCCCCUCCUCCCUCUCCCUCGUCAUCGGGAUGCACGCUACCCCCCACGGCACAUUCUCUAUGUGGACCCCUCAGGUCUCCGUCCCACCCUCCUGCCCCAGCUAGAACGUACGUGCCAGGAGGGCGAAAUGCUGUUUGGGGCACGACUUUAUGCCGACAGCCCGGGGUUCGUGCACACGGUAGACAUUCAAUAAAUCUUGAGUGGAAGGAGAUUAAUCAGCACAGAACUUCACCAAAACACAAGUGGCCUCCAUGAGGGAGAGGGAACUAGAAUUUAGUUCCACUGCCCAGCUAAUAACGGUGGCUGGGCUGAGGACGUCGGCCAGGGCAGAGACUGGAGGUUGGGGGCGAGGGGCCAGGAAGUCUGAGGUCUCCUCCCCUAUCCACCACCCCCCGCUCACUACUAAUGUGACCAGGUGUCCGCCCCAGAGUCAGGAAGGAGAGCCGGCCAGAGGUGACAAUAGGGCUCCUGUGCGGCGGGUGGCGGGGAGGGCAGGGACUCAGGCAAAUGAGCGGGGCGCGCAGAUAUAGAGGCGUGUGGGCGGUCUGCCCUCUGCUUCCGGGGGUGCUGGCCACGAUGGAGGGCGGCCUGAAGCAGCCCGGCCAGGGGAAGGGGCCCAAAGAGGUGGGGGACGGCCAGGCCCUGGCCAAGCUGCAGGAGCUGGCCUGGACGUGGUUCAUGGAGACACAGGCGCCCCUCAUUCUGCACGACGGAGCCCUGCCCCCCUGGUUUCACGGAUUCGUCACCCGCAAGCAGACGGAGAAGCUGCUUGGGGACAAAGCUCUGGGCUCCUUCCUCAUCCGCCUCAGCGACCGGGCCACCAGCUACAUCUUGUCCUACAGGGGCAGUGACCGCUGUCGGCACUUUGUCAUCAACCAGCUCCCCGACCGGCGCUACCUCGUCUCGGGGGACACGUGCAGCCACGGCACGCUGGCCGAGCUUGUGCGCCAUUACCAGGAGGUCCAGUUUGAGCCUUUUGGGGAGACCCUGUCUGCUGCCUGCCCCCGGCCGGAGGACAGCGAUCUGUACGAUGCCAUCACCCCUGGCCUGGAAAAUCCGCCUGCCACGGCGUCCGCCCCGGGGGGCCCAGUCGAGGCUGCCAGCCCCUGCCCCUGUCCAAAGCCACCCGUGUCCUUCCUCCACACAAAGAAGAACCUGGACGUGAGUUCCUGCAGCUUCUCUGAGGACGAAUGCAUGGCGGUCCCUGUCAGAGUGCCUCCCGUCCCUGAGAGGAGUGCCCUCCUUCUGGACGAGUCUUUCGGAAGCCCCAACGACAUCAUCUACUCAGACCUGAGGAAGAUGAACCAGGCACGGCCAGGCCUGGGCGCGGAGGUGUCCAGCAGGCACGGCCUGGGCCCAGUUGGCAGCCUGGCUUGCUCCCCAGGCAAGGGGCCCCCGAGGAGGCGCUCGGAUGGAGGCCGGGACAGGCCUGACGGCCCAGGGCCCGCCCUCUCUGGGGCGAGCCCAGACCGGGGUCCUGUGGUGCCUCCCACUUCCCGGGGCUGCCUCCCGGCCCCCCCUUCUGAGGCCCUAGGAUCCUCUGCUGCCACCUGGAGCCAGGCGUCCCCAAAGCUGAGCCACAGGGCUCAGCCCUGCUCCCAGGACAGCCCGGCAGACGCCUACGAGCUCCUACAGACGGCAGGUCCCCCACCAGAGCCCGGCGACGUGCCAGACCAAGAAGGCGGCACCUGGGCACCGGCCCCAGUUUGCUGGGGCAGCUCAGCUGGGCCCCCGUGUCCUGGAACGGGCGCCCCGUCCGGCAAGCUGCCAGGAUCCACAGUCUACGGUUACGGGAGCCUCUCGGGGGCCCCGGGGCUCCCCGAGCCCAGAAACACCUAUGAACAAAUCCCAGCGGCCAGGAGCAAGGAGACCGGACGGACACACAAGCCCGACAAGCACCGGAGGAUCUUCUUCACAGACAAGAAGCACAGAGCCUGAGGAGUGCCUGCCGGGGGGCUUCCCGGGGAGCCCGCGGCCCCCCCCCGCCCCCCCCAGGGCCCCCCACUGGCCCCAAGAGGGGUGGAGGCCCGGGAGGUGGGGGACUGACCACAGGUAGGGUCAGCACCCCCAUCCCCAAGGUGAGCACCCUGAGGCCCGGGCUCGUCGACCGGCCCGCCCCUCCCCCCACCCCGCUGACCGUCCCCGAGCACGCGGCCGGCCCUGCGCGAGGGCACGGGCAAGGCCACGCGGUUGUUCCUGAGACCCAAGC
Molecule: messenger RNA, 4207 nt
Organism: Lynx canadensis (Canada lynx)
Lineage: Eukaryota; Metazoa; Chordata; Mammalia; Carnivora; Felidae
Gene: SH2D7
Product: SH2 domain containing 7
Exons: 8
Coding region: 2506-3936 (476 amino acids)
Cellular component (GO): cytoplasm
Source: RefSeq, a predicted model, not a curated record